Messenger RNA from Macrobrachium nipponense, 616 nucleotides. Its product is annotated as serine/threonine-protein kinase mTOR-like. The record is from RefSeq and is a predicted model, not a curated record. The transcript has 5 exons. The coding region runs from base 110 to 616 and encodes 168 amino acids. Lineage: Eukaryota; Metazoa; Arthropoda; Malacostraca; Decapoda; Palaemonidae.
GAAGAUUUGUUGACAUUUUGUCAGGUCACAAGAUGCAAAGAAGUGUCAAGUGUUUAGUGGCGAAUUACUCGUGAUAUGUCACUGGAGUUGAGCGAACACCAGGAGCAAAAUGAGUAACAUUAAAAUGAACCAGUUCGUGCAGGGACUGAAGUCCCGGCACGAAGAGACGAGGGUGAAAGCAGCUUGUGACUUACAACGUUAUGUAACUACAGAGUUGAGAGAGGUCUCUUUGGAUGAACUGAUAUCAUUCCUCGAUGAAUUCAAUCACCACAUCUUCGAGAUGGUCUCGUCCAACGAUGUGAACGAGAAGAAGGGAGGAAUUUAUGCCAUCAUGAGCCUUGUUGACGUGGAUGUUGGCCAGACUGGUGUUCGUAUCAGUCGAUUUGCAAAUUACUUGAAGAAUUUGGUCAAUAGCCCAGACACAGGCGUCACAGAGCUCACCGCCAAAGCAGUAGGUCGACUUGCCCUGGCGUCUGGCACAGUCACUGCCGAGUACAUUUAUGUAGAAGAUUUGGUGAAACGGUCAUUCGAGUGGCUGCAGGGCGAUCGGAAUGAAGGGAGAGACAUGCUGCUGUAUAGUUUUUGGUUUUUGUACUCCUCUUACUUAGCUGUCUAG